Molecule: messenger RNA, 3477 nt
Organism: Trichechus manatus latirostris (Florida manatee)
Lineage: Eukaryota; Metazoa; Chordata; Mammalia; Sirenia; Trichechidae
Gene: DNAJB14
Product: DnaJ heat shock protein family (Hsp40) member B14
Exons: 7
Coding region: 1125-2000 (291 amino acids)
Biological process (GO): cellular response to misfolded protein
Cellular component (GO): endoplasmic reticulum membrane
Molecular function (GO): Hsp70 protein binding
Source: RefSeq, a predicted model, not a curated record
GGUUUUUGUGUGUGCUUUUAAUCUUUUUUAUUUUUUCAUUUCUACCCUCAAGGCUUGCUUUGAAAGGAAAAGAGAAGCAGCCCAAGGUACAAUAGAAAUAAGAAAGGGAGAGCAGUGAUACCUUUGCUUUAGUCUUGAUAAUGUAUAUAAAAUACACAUGGUUCUCCAAAGCCCACAGGACCUAGCUUUAGCUUGACAAUGGAAGAACGAAGAUGAUGGUGGGUGCAUAUAUGCUUUAUAUGUGGCCGGAGUAGAGCAGAUGGAGUAAUAAAAUAUUUAGAGAGUUUCUGUCUGUUGGCUUCUAUUUUUUCUGUGAAAUUGGAGAUAAGGUUGUUCUCUGAGAGUUAGGAGAAAAGAGAUAGGGUUGAAAGCUUGAGGAGAGUGGCAAAAGCAUGAGAUAGUUGCAGAGAGGAAAGACAGGAAGUGAAAGGAUUGCUGGUUAGCUUUGAGGGCCCAGCCAAGUUUGAGACUAUGAAUUCUUUGUGGGUAGGAGUAUUAGUGUAGUAGCAUACCUGUAGUAGAGAUUGAUUCUCUGGUCAAUAGUUUGAUUAUACCAUUUUCUAAUCAAACAGUAUUUUUUUUAUUUGGAGAUUAAAUAUGAUUGGAAUGUUCUUUUAUAGAAUUAUCUAAGUCAUGUAAAAUAUCUCAGUCAGUACCUUACAGAAGAGUUGUUUAGCUGAAUCAUGUAACAUUUGUUAUAUUAGCUUAUAUAAGUGUUGUUUUAGUGAGGUAGCAGAUCAUUAGCUAACACAUACUGUAUGUUUUUGUUUUUUUGUUUUACCUACACACAGGGGAUUUUUCUGAAGAAAGCCAUGGUAUCUUGUUGGUUAGCACGAUUAUGCAAACAAGUUGCUCAGUGACAAUUUGGCUCAAUGGGGAGAAGCCAUGCAAUAAUACCGCAUUCAUUGCAUAAGUAAGAGCUAGCUUACAGUGAAGACUGAAGAAAAAAGUGUGUAACUUUGUAAAACUAACAUUCUGUGAAACUAAUCGCCAUUUGUUUUCUUUGAGUUGAAAUAUAUUGGAAAAUAAUUGAGAAAAAUAUCUUGUGGACCUAAUCUGAGGAAAUUUUUAACACCUCAUUUGGAAAAGGACCAUCUUUUAUUUAAAACCCCCAGAAGAUCGGUAUGAAAUCAAUUCCUGGACCAUCAUUUUGUUUAUCAAUUAGCAUAAACAAAUGUAAAAAUUACUAUGAAGUACUUGGAGUUACAAAAGAUGCUGGUGAUGAAGAUUUGAAAAAAGCUUAUAGAAAGCUUGCUUUGAAGUUUCAUCCAGACAAAAACCAUGCACCUGGAGCAACAGAUGCUUUUAAAAAGAUUGGAAACGCUUAUGCUGUUUUAAGCAAUCCAGAAAAACGAAAACAGUAUGACCUCACAGGCAAUGAAGAACAAGGAUGUAAUCACCAAAACAAUGGCAGAUUUAAUUUCCACAGAGGUUGUGAAGCUGAUAUAACUCCAGAAGACUUGUUUAAUAUAUUCUUUGGUGGUGGGUUUCCUCCAGGUAGUGUACAUUCAUUUUCAAAUGGACGAGCUGGCUAUAACCAUCAACAUCAGCAUCGACAUAGUGGACAUGAAAGAGAAGAAGAAAGAGGAGAUGGUGGUUUUUCUGUGUUUAUCCAGCUGAUGCCUAUUAUUGUAUUGAUCCUCGUAUCACUAUUAAGCCAGUUGAUGGUCUCCAACCCUCCUUAUUCCUUAUAUCCCAGAUCUGGAUCAGGACAAACCAUUAAAAUGAAGACAGAAAACUUGGGUGUCAUUUAUUAUGUCAACAAAGACUUUAAAAAUGAAUAUAAAGGGAUAUUAUUACAAAAAGUAGAAAAGAAUGUUGAAGAAGAUUAUGUGACUAAUAUUCGAAACAAUUGUUGGAAAGAACGACAACAAAAAACAGAUAUGCAGUAUGCAGCAAAAGUAUAUCGUGAUGAUAGACUUCGAAGGAAGGCAGAAGCAUUGAGCAUGGACAACUGUAAAGAAUUGGAGCGGCUGACCAGUAUCUAUAGAGGAGAAUGAACUGGAAUUUUUAUUUACACCUUUUAGCAUACUCUUUGUUUUUUUCUGUAAGUAAAUUUAGUUUCAUCAAGAGAGCUGAAGAAAAAGAUUUCAUAUUAAAAACUAAACUGAGUAGUUGCUCCCUGAAAUCUUGGACUGUUUAUGACCUACUGGCUCCUUUAAAUAGUAAGAAACUAAAAACUAAAAUGAAUAUUUUAGUUAUGCUUCCGCAAUUAUUUUUAUGUUAAAAGCUUGUAUGAUUCCUAACUAAAAAUGUCUCAAGAAAGGAUUAUCACACCUGUAGCAAUUUCCAGUUUUAGUGAGUCUCCAUUUUUUUCUCUUGUCAUGUAAAUAUUUAUGCAAUGAUCAUUUUGUGUACAUACAGGUUAUUGCCUUUUUUAAUUUAAAUUGUUUAAGUGUUUAGCUCCAUGAGACACUUCUGCUUAAAUUGAUGGAAUAAAUAUUAUAUGACAAUUAUGUUUUCCUUGUCAGGUGUCAAAUGUAUGGAGUUUAAACAAUGAAACUUUUUCAAAAAGAAAAGAAAAACAAAAACUGUUUAACUUUGUAAAAUCUUUUAGCAUUACAAGCUUAGAGGGAAUUGAUAUUUUCAAAUAUUGCCAUUAUAUUCCAAAAUAUAUAUUGAGAUAGAUGAACUGGUAUAGAGUAUCAGUUUGCUAUUUAGUUUUAUGAAUUACUAAGCUAUGCAUAGAAAUGAAAUGCCAUACUGAUAGAUUUUAAAGAAAAUAUAAGGAAAUGGGUAUAUAGAUAUUAAAUCAAGAGGGUCUUCAAUAGUAAAUUGCAGAUAAGUCUUUUGCAAUUCCAAUAGUUAAAAGGCCCCCAAAUGUUUAUUUAUAUGCCUUUGAAGGCUGCUAAAAUUUAUGAAAAAAAGGACCCACCUAAACUUUCCCCCUAUGAAAAUUUGCAGUUUCUUAGUGAUCAUUUAAGCAGGAUUGAAAAGUAAAUGGAUUCUUAUACAAAUAAGUAGUAAGAAAAAUUAUUACUACAGUCAAGCUUUGUGCCUUUUAACCUUCUUGCCCACUCCUAAACAUAUGAGUAGAUUUCAGCAGACUUGUUUGAUCAGAGCAUUGAUCUGUUUAGGCACAUGCGACAAUGAGCAAAAAUAUAGCAGCAAAUAGAAUAGUGAUUUAUAGCAAGUCAUUCUUACAAAAUUCUGAGCUAAAAUUUGUUCACCAUUGAGUAAUUCAGUUACUCCUAUAGGAAUAAGCUCCAAAAUCAGCUGGAAAUGGAAGUUUUUGGUGCAUGUAUAUUGGGUAUAAAACUAUUUGAUUUCUACUCUUCUAUGUUUAACAGUUACAAUAUUUUAAUUAUUUUGCUUCUUUCUCAGUUAAUGGAACAAGAACAAGUAUUUGGUAGUUUGUGCGUGUGUGUGUUUGUGUGUGUGUGAAUGCUAGAUAUAGUGGCAGUGUUUUUUUGGUCUAAAGGUUAUUUCUGAAUGUAGUUAAUUUAUGGCAUCUAUUGAAUAAAACUGCUAAAAUGA